UAACAAAGCAGCUCCAAAGGCGAUGCUCCUCCUUCUCGAGGGGAAUCGAACUGAAGCUUCCGCGACUUCUCGGGAAUCGGGACGACGAUCAGAGAGCCAUGGAACCCCCGGUGAGGGAUCGUCAGGGGCCGGACACGCGUGUCGGUGAACGGCGGUUGCUGAAUGAUAUAGAAGAAAUAGCUGCUUUGUACCGUGAUCUGAGCCAGUAUCCUUCGCUUUCCCAUGCUUGUAUUGGGCCUGAAGUAACAACUCAGUAUGGUGGCAAACAUUGCAAUAUUUAUACAGAGUGGUCACAGCGGGACUUGGAAAGAGCUGAAAAUGUGAAAUUCUGCCGUCAGUACCUCGUUUUCCAUGACAACCAGUCCGUCAUCUAUUCUGGCCCCUCAGGCAAUUGCACUGAAGUCAAAGGAGAACUGCUCAGUCGGGAUUCUCCAAGUGGAACUCAAAAAGCUGUUGUGCGAAAGAUGAACAAUAGCAAAGGCGAGGAAAAACAGUUCCUGGAGGUCUGGGAAAAGAACCGGAAGGUGAAGAGCAUCGAGUUGACAGCUCUAGAGAAGCAUGGCCAAGUAUAUGAUGAUGAUCAGUUUGGCUGUUUGGCCUGGUCACACUCAGAGACUCACCUUCUCUACGUGGCAGAAAAGAAGCGUCCCAAGACAGAGUCUUUCUUUAAGCCCAGAGCCCCUGAGCUGAACACUGAAGAAGAACUGGCCAAGACUGAACGAGACAAAGCAGUGAAGGGAGAGCAGUUUGUAUUUUAUGAAGACUGGGGGGAAACUCUGGUGGCUAAGAGUAUCCCUGUACUGUGUGUAUUGGACAUUGAGAGCAACAAUGUUUCCGUGCUAGAAGGUGUUCCAGAAUAUAUCUCACCUGGUCAGGCUUUCUGGACUCCAAAUGACACAGGAGUGGUAUUCACUGGCUGGUACCAUGAGCCUUUCCGUCUAGGCUUGAAGUACUGCAUCAAUCGCAGAUCAUCACUUUUCCAUGUCGAUCUGACAGGUGGUCAGUGUGAGCUGUUGUCAGAGGACAACAAAGCCAUUUGGUCUCCACGGUUGAGCCCAGACCAGUGUCGCAUCGUAUACCUGGAGAAUCAGGCUUCUGGACCUCAUCAGCAAUGCAGCCGUAUCUGCAUGUAUGAUUGGUACACAAAGCUCACUUCCGUGAUAGUCGAUAUUGUCCCGCGACAGAUCCAAGAUGGAUUUGCUGGAAUCUAUAGCACAGCACUGCCUGAGCAUUGUUGGGCAGCAGACAGCCAAAGAGUUGUGCUGGACACAACUCACCGCAGCAGGCAGGAGCUGAUUGUGGUGGAUAUGGCAUCAAAAAGUGUAUGUUCACUCACCAAAAGCUCUUCUCUUGGAAGCUGGGUGCUGCUCACCAUUGACAGAGAUCUGAUGGUGGCCAGAUUCUCCACUCCUAACUCUCCUCCUAUGCUUAUGGUAGCUUUUCUGCCUCCUGCAGGCAAGGAAGCAGACGUGAAUUGGGUAUGUCUAGAAGAAACUAGUCCAAUUCAAGGUAUUAGUUGGGAUGUCCAUAUUCUUCAACCUUCUGCAGAUCAAGACAAUCCCCAGUACAGAGGCCUAGAUUUUGAAGCCAUACUACUCAAGCCCACUCAGGUACCAGAGCAAAGCAAACUUCCGUUAGUGGUGUCACCACAUGGAGGCCCGCAUUCAGUGUUCACCACCACCUGGAUGCUAUAUCCAGCAGUGCUCUGCCGAAUGGGAUUUGCUGUGCUGUUGGUGAAUUACCGAGGAUCAUUGGGCUUUGGCCAGGAUAGUGUGGAUUCACUACCAGGAAAUGUGGGCUGCCAGGAUGUCAAAGAUGUGCAGUUCUGUGUAGAGCAAAUGCUACAGAAAGAACCUCUGGAUUCAAAGAGAGUAGCUUUGCUUGGAGGAUCUCAUGGAGGCUUCUUAUCUUGUCAUCUCAUUGGCCAAUACCCCGGCACAUAUAAAGCCUGUGUGACCAGGAAUCCUGUGGUCAAUAUGGCCGCCAUGAUUGGAAGCACGGAUAUCCCUGAUUGGUGCAUGACUGAGGUUGGGCUACCCUAUGACCAAGCUGCUCUCCCAGUUCCUGAACAAUGGGAAAAGAUGCUGCUUCAUUCACCUAUGCAGUUUGUUGACAAGGUUCAAGCACCAGUUCUCCUGUUGAUUGGAGAAGAAGACAGACGUGUUCCCCCCAAGCAAGGCUUGGAAUAUUACCGUGCACUUAGAUCCAGGGGUAUUCCAACCCGGAUGUUGCAGUAUCCAAGAGAUAACCAUGCACUAUCCAGUGUGGAGGCCGAGGCAGACGGUUUCAUGAAUAUUGCACUCUGGCUUCUCCAACACUUGAAAUAACAAUUACAGAAGCUUACACUUUUGGGUUGAGGCCAGCUAACAGAAAGUCAAGUCUCUUCAGUUUGAAAGAUCUUCUAGUAGCUGAUUGGUACUCUGAUCCCUAGUCUCCAAAGUCUGAACAGGCACAUAACAAUGUGGACAUCAUCCUCGAGGCCUCUCAAUUGUGCUAGAGAGAGAGGCUACACUGGCCAAAUACAUCAUUUUGCCAAAUUUAGCAUUUUAUCAAUAAUAUCACCAUUAUAACUAUGCAGAACGGUCAAGUACUGGAGCACUGAUAAAUAUUCUCAUUAGAUAGUAUUAGACACUCUGUAAUUUCAUUUAAAUGAUUGGCGCUAAACUGAAAAGAAUGAAUUUCAGAAAUCAAACAGAAUAUAUUCUUGGGAUAAUCUUAUUAAUUUCUAUCAAUUAAAUUAUUUAGUUUAAAUACUUAGAUUGGGAAUGACUGGAAUGCAGUAUUUUGAAGAAGUGAUGUAAAAUCAUUAACUUGAAAUUUAAAUAAUGAAAUUAUGUUUCACAAAAUUAAGUUUCUUGAUGGCUUGGAUUGGAAAAACUUGAUGUGGUGUAUGUGAAAAGAAUCUGGGUAUUGUUGACCACAAGUUAAACAAAGCCAGCAGUGUGAUGGAGCUACUAAAAAGGCAAAUGUUAUCUCAGUGUGUUAACAGGAACACAGUCCAGAUAAUAGGAAGUAACUGUUCCACUCUAUUCUGCAGAGUCCAGUUUGGAGCACCAUAUUUCAAAUAGCACAGUAAUGUAGAAGUAAGUUCAGAGGAGGGCUAAUAAGAUGGUGAAUGAACUGGAAAUCAUGUUUAGCCUACAGAGAUACAGCUAAGGGAAGAUAUAUGAACCAAGACAAAUUCCUUGUGUGUCCAAUCAAAAAACUUGGCCAAUUAAAAAAAAGUUCUAUUCUACAUGUUAGCAGUCAUUAGAUAUCUGAAGAGUUGUUUCAUAGAUCAGGGAAUUGAUUUAUACUGUUUCCCCAGAGGGCAUGAACAGAACCAAAGGUUAAAACUACAGUGAAGGAGGUUCAGGCUAGACACCAGGAAGAACUUCUUGAUUGUAUUACUUGUGAGCCAGUUGUAAGUUUUCCUUCACUAAUGUAUUCAAGCAGUAGUUGGAAGCUCAUCUAUCACACAUGCUAUGGUGGAUCCAAGACUCCGCGGAUUGGACUAGAUGACUUCUUUGGUCCCUUCCAAAACUGAAUCUGUUUGAUUCAUACAAGCUAUUAAAGUGAACUUAAAGUGAACUUUAAUAGCUGUAGCAAUAAGUCACAACAUAUUAAGGGUUGUCUAGGAAAGAAAAAUAAUUCACUACCAGACCAAAGAAUUACUGCCACUGCCGUCUGUGCACAAGUAUCUAGUAAUAAGCCUUUUUAACGGUU
This is a messenger RNA of Pantherophis guttatus, 3705 nucleotides long. RefSeq names its product acylaminoacyl-peptide hydrolase (gene APEH). The record is from RefSeq and is a predicted model, not a curated record. Gene Ontology annotation, biological process: proteolysis. Lineage: Eukaryota; Metazoa; Chordata; Lepidosauria; Squamata; Colubridae. Gene Ontology annotation, molecular function: serine-type endopeptidase activity.